Molecule: messenger RNA, 917 nt
Organism: Camelina sativa (false flax)
Lineage: Eukaryota; Viridiplantae; Streptophyta; Magnoliopsida; Brassicales; Brassicaceae
Source: RefSeq, a predicted model, not a curated record
ACCACAAACUCGUCUUAAUUCGUACACCAAAACCACCAAGAUCCCUCUAAAAAUGGCUCAACACUCUUUUCUUCUCGUAUGCUUCUACCUCUCAAUCUCCUCGAUACUAUCUUUUGGCCAAACUGAAGCCAGCUCAAUCGAGAGUUUGGUUCCAAGAUCUCUCUACGACUCAAUAUUCAUCCACAAGGACAAUACCGCUUGUCCCGCAAAUGGUUUCUACACUUACGAAUCCUUUGUGCAGGCGACGAGGCGGUUUCCGAGAUUCGGGGGCGUAGGAAGCCCCGAGACGCGGCGGCUCGAAGUGGCUGCGUUUUUGGCUCAGAUUUCACACGAGACUACCGGAGGAUGGGAACUACAAUUACGGACCGGCCGGUCGAGCCUUAGGAUUCGACGGUCUACGGAAUCCAGAAACGGUGUCAACUAAUUCAGUGAUAGCUUUCCAAACAGCACUUUGGUUUUGGAUGACGACGCAGAGUCCCAAACCGUCGUGCCAUGACGUCAUGGUCGGGAGAUACCGACCUACGGAGGCAGAUUUGGCCGCUAACCGUAUCGGCGGUUUUGGUUUAACCACAAACAUAAUAAACGGUGGUUUAGAGUGCGGGAUUCCUGGAGACGGGCCGGUUAAUGACCGGAUCGGGUAUUUUCAAAGAUAUGCUGGGCUAUUUAAAGUAGCGACUGGGCCUAAUUUGGACUGUGAAAAUCAAAGGCCCUUUGCUUAAAUAAUUAAUUUGGUUGACCCAAAUAUGUAUUACUUUAGUACACAAAAAGUCAACAACUAUCUAUGUAAAGCUCUCACACAUGGAGCCAUGAAGGUGUUUAAAUUUAUUUUCUGUGGGUUGUCUUUUGAUUUAAUGUGAUUUGAUGGUUUUGAUUUCAACUGCUACCUAAAAUAAAUUAAAUUAAUUGAGACAAAGUUA